AUGGAUGAUUUUAUUCAAGAACUCAGGCACACCUUUAUAAUUUCUGAUGACACUUCUACAUGUGAAAACCUGUGUCGUGAUUAUGAUGAAUUCUUAGCUCAGAUCGCAAAAGAGGAUGAAACAUCAAGUAACCCAUGCAGAUAUUCUCCCGAAAUAAUCUUCACUCCCAAUCUGGGUAAUCUCUUUGUGAACAUUUCUAUCGUUGUCAAGCUCUCAGCAGGUGUAGCCGGAAGUAUUCCUGCUUUAGCUAAUGCAGAACCACUACCGCCUCCUCCGCCUGUUGAUAAAUCAAAGAAAUCUGCCCUGACAAUUGCCCUUGAGAAAUCUCUUUUAAGCGGAAAAUCCGCUAACGCCAACAAGUUUAUCGAUUAUGCCGUCUUUGAUGGACGCUCAGCAGAUGGGAAAAGUGCUUCCAUACCAGCGACCCGGUCUUCCCCUCGUUUGCGAUCUUUUUUGAUAUGGUUUUGGCGUGUUCCCGGUCUUCCAAAAGUAUCCAUCUCGGUGCUACCGUCAGCUUCGUGUACAGUGAAGGAAUUAGUUGGUUUAUCUCUUUGGCAGUACUUUAACGAAAACCCCUCUGCUGCAGCCUCAUUCAACAAUGAAUCAUGCCAUUUAGAUAAGGACGCAGCGUCACUGGUUAAUCGAAUAGCCGUAUACAUAUUUGACAUGCAUGACGAUGUAGAGGACUUUCCGCCUCUUCAGGCUUCCGAUAUCAUUCACAAAUAUGAAUUUGAUGCACUUGCAUUGGUAGAGAACGUUGCCAUUGCUCCACCCAACAAGGAAAUGAAUGCAGUGCCGUUGGUUUUCGUCACGGUCCAUUUAGCUCAGGGAAUAAGUCUCGUGCGUUUCCCAGUUUCUGCAACCCUCGAAACAGUUCUCAACGAGGCCAUAAACCGGCGUAAACUGCGUCAGCACGAAGGCUACGCCUACCAUCUGGAGCGGUGGGUUGAUCCUGAACUGCAGCAGCAAUCCGAGGACCAGCAGUCAGCGCGAAAGCCCCUCGAUCCCAGCCUCACCCUCGCGGACUGUCAAAAGGACAACAUGCCACUUCGGUUCGUCCUUAUCCGCGAACACAGUCGCUACGACCCUGUUGUCGACGACUCGGAUCCAGGCUCCUCCCCUCCAGCCCUUCCUACCCCGGCUGCCAUGGCAACCAAGCACUUGCAGUCGCGGAAGUACCGAGCCACUCAGCUUCGGGGUCCCUCGUCACGGGAUGUUCAACUCAGUAAGUCCGCACUGGCGCCCCUUGCUUUGCUUGUGGCCGACGAGGCUUCCAAAUGUGCCAUUUCCCGUGACCGGCUCGACGUGCAGGCCUCGCGGUUGCCGAAGAUCUUUCGUGGCAGCUCCAAGUCCCUGACGGUGCCGAUGUCGCAUGUUGUGGACUGCUCGCUCUGCGCCACCACCUCCGGCGACGUCUGCGACGUUCCCCUCUCCAAAGUACAAUUCACAAUCACCUACCUCCCGUCGGUAGUGAGCCAGCAGGCCGCAACCACCACCUGCGCCUCCUCGGCGGGCAGGUCGUCUGCGUCGCAAAUCGACGACGACGACGACAACGUCGCUGGCGCUGAGAAGGCCCUGGAAGCGAGGUCCGGCGUCGUCUGCGAGGACACGAAAAGCCUUGUCUUCGAGACGCAGUGGACGAGUGCACGGGCCAUCUGCCACCAGCUAAACCUCAUCUUCUCCUGCUGUCCUAGUCGAAUUCGUGAUGCCUACACCAACAGCCGCAUCGCACCCCUGUAA
Mesocestoides corti is the source of this 1740-nucleotide messenger RNA. The record is from the annotation of a GenBank genome assembly. NCBI's taxonomy places the organism in Eukaryota, Metazoa, Platyhelminthes, Cestoda, Cyclophyllidea, Mesocestoididae.